AUGGCCUUACUCACAUUACCAACUGAGCUACUCUUGUCAAUACCGGCAUUCCUCUACACAGAAAAAGAUAUUAGCUCGCUCUCUCGAUGCUCUACUCGUCUGCAUACAAUAUUGACGCCAUGCUUAUACCGAUAUAAUGCUCGCCACGGCGCAAGCUCUUCACUAUCGUGGGCCGCCAAGACUGGGAGUGAAGCAACAGCUCGAAAGUCUAUCCAAGAAGGAGGUGAUGUCUCAGUCAAAGAUGACAGCGGCUGGCAGCUUCUAUCUCGAGCCGCGCUGCAUGGACAUGAAGCAGUGGUGAAAGUGCUCCUUGAGACGGGAAAGGUCAAUAUCGACUCACAAGACGCCGAAGGUCGAACAGCCCUCUUCUGGGCUGCGGCAAAUGGACACGACGCGGUGGUCAAGCUUUUAAUCGAUCAAUCGGCAGAUCCAAACUCCAAGGAUCUAGUCGGAUGGUCAAUAUUAUUUUUGCCCGCAUCAAACGGACACAGUUCCGUGGUGGAACAGUUGCUUGCAACAGAACGAGUCGAUGUGAACUCCAGAGAUGCAGAGGGUCGAACGCCACUGUAUAUGGCUGCGGCUAAGGGACAUGAGGAUGUCGUGAAUUUAUUGAUCAACCAUGGCAAAGCUGAUCUUGGAUCGAAGGACUGCCAAGGUCGGUCGUUGUCAUAUUGGCCCAUGGUAAAUGGGUACAAGAAAGUGAAACAAAUGCUGCUCGACGCGGAAAGGACCCAUGCCUUUACUGCUACCACUGCCUUACCGGUUCUCUAG
Molecule: messenger RNA, 771 nt
Organism: Penicillium olsonii
Lineage: Eukaryota; Fungi; Ascomycota; Eurotiomycetes; Eurotiales; Aspergillaceae
Source: the annotation of a GenBank genome assembly